This is a messenger RNA of Punctularia strigosozonata HHB-11173 SS5, 423 nucleotides long. Its product is annotated as ribosomal protein L14b/L23e. Lineage: Eukaryota; Fungi; Basidiomycota; Agaricomycetes; Corticiales; Punctulariaceae. The record is from RefSeq and is a predicted model, not a curated record. The coding region runs from base 1 to 423 and encodes 140 amino acids. The transcript has 4 exons. Gene Ontology annotation, biological process: translation. Gene Ontology annotation, cellular component: cytosolic large ribosomal subunit; ribosome. Gene Ontology annotation, molecular function: large ribosomal subunit rRNA binding; structural constituent of ribosome.
AUGGCCGCUCAACGAGGUGGAGGCGCUUCCGGCAACAAGUACCGCAUGACCCUGGGUCUGCCCACCGGCGCCGUGCUCAACUGCGCGGACAACAGCGGAGCCAAGUCGCUCUUCGUCAUUGAGCCGUUCGGGACUGGCGCGCACUUGAACAGGUUGCCCGAUGCUGGUGUUGGCGACAUGGUUGUCGCGUCUGUGAAGAAGGGAAAGCCUGAGCUCAGGAAAAAGACCAUGCCCGCCGUCGUCGUCCGCCAACGCAAGGCCUGGCGCCGGCGAGAUGGCGUCUUCCUCUACUUCGAGGACAACGCCGGUGUCAUCGUUAACCCCAAGGGUGAAAUGAAAGGAUCUGCUAUCACCGGGCCUGUGGCGAAGGAAUGCGCCGACCUGUGGCCGCGUAUUGCAUCAAACGCGGGCACAGUCGUAUAA